Molecule: messenger RNA, 2658 nt
Organism: Closterium sp. Yama58-4
Lineage: Eukaryota; Viridiplantae; Streptophyta; Zygnematophyceae; Desmidiales; Closteriaceae
Source: the annotation of a GenBank genome assembly
AUGACAACGCUGCCAUUGAGGAGGGUAACUGUCUACCAGGAAGGCAUCGGCGCUAGCAUUGUGCAAGAGUCAGAAGCUUGGGUUGGACCCCCCUUGUCCAUGGCGGUGCAGCUACGCGCGUCUCCAGCGGAACGGACCGUGGCGAAUCGUGGAGUUGUCCGAUCCCGCAGAGCACACAUGCGACCGCCGCAUGCGGGCCCGGUGGUGGCCGGGCUGAAGGUAGGCAUCACGGCGCAGCGAUUCGGCGACUGGUGCGAGUCUUUCCGCUACAUUCCGGCGGUGCAAGAGCGCAUUCGGCGGAUCGACAGCGGAGCAACCGUGGAGCUUCUGACGUACAACCACGAAUUUCUCCGCUUCUUCAUGGCGCCGAGUGCAACACGCGAAGCGCUGAAGACCUGCAGGCCUGUCAUCGCAAUGGACGGGACGUUCCUGAUCCGUGCUCAGAAGGCUACCCUGCUGUACGCCAACGCGAUGGACGGCAAUCAGCAGAUCAUCCCCAUCGCGUGGGCCCUCGUAGAGAGCGAAACCAAGGACACAUGGACGUGGUUUUGCCGUCUCUUUGACAAGCACUGCUCCGGCUGGAAGGGACGGGACGACGCGGCCAUCAUCAGUGACCGGGACAAAGGUCUCAUCCCGGCGGUGAAGGAAGUGUUCCCUGAGACUCCGCACUACUUUUUUGGGUGGCACAUGCAGCAGAACGUGAAGCGGUUCGGGAAGACCUCCUCGGACAUGUUGUGGCGGCUUUUGACAGCCCGGACAUUGGAGAAGUACAACGAGCUCAAGGUCGGUGCACGGGAAUCCCAUCCCCUGCUCACGACUUACCUCUACGGUCCGGCGCCUGUGGCCGACGCGGUCGGUCCAAACCCCACUCCACCAGCUGGUUUCCGUAUUCGCCGACGCAACGUGCAGCAAACACGCCGGACGCGUGCGACCGCCAACAACAUUGCGGCCGAUGCGGCUGAAGCACGGCGUCCGCCCCGGCCGUCCACAGCACCGUCGCCCGCUGCUGCGACCCGCCCCGCCGCUGCACAUGCAUCAUCCGCCACGCCAGGCCCGUCUGCAACGCCAGGGCCGUCCGCAGCACCCCGCCCUUCCACAGCACCGUCGCCCGCUGCUGCGACCCGCCCAGCCGCGGCACAUGCAUCAUCCGCCACGCCAGGCCCGUCUGCAACGCCAGGGCCGUCCGCAGCGCCCCGCCCUUCCACAGCACCGUCGCCCGCUUCAGCGACACGCACAUCCGAGGCACAUGCAUCGUCCGAGUCGGCAAGCCCAUCGGCAGCACCAGGGCCGUCCGCAGCGCCACCCCCAUACGCAGCACCGUCCCGCGCUUCUGCGACCCACCCUUCAGCUGCACCAGCAUCUUCCGCAUCGCCAUGUGGACCCGCAGACCCGAUGCCCACCGCAACCCCUCGCCCGGCCACUACUGAAGGACCAUCCACAACGCCGUCACCAACCACUCCGUACGACCCAUCUGAUGCAACAGCCCAUCUUGCCGGAACAACCACACCUUCUUCUUCCCAGCCGGCGCCACCUACACUGCGACGUUCUACACCGAUCGUGGUGCCGAGCGGAUGGCGAGGAACAGCUGCGUGCUUCAACUUUGACAACAUUGUUCUGAGAGCUGCGGUCCCGGGAGUCACCGCACCAACUGAGGCACCAACCCGAGAGCCACCUCCGACCGCGGCACCCGCCCGCCAGCCACCACCGACCGCGGCAGCAACACGUGACACUCCUCCUACAACUGUGGACCCGGGACCCGCGGUUGGGAACACCAACGAGGCUAUUCCCAGCGUGGUAGAGGACGAGGCGAACGUCGUGGAAGAGGGCUCCUUGGAGGACGGUGAGGAUGGCGUCCGGGUCCGAACCGGCCUUCGCGGUGAUUACGCUGCACGCAGGAACAGAAUCUGGGUGUACGAGAAGCAAUGGGCUCGAUGUGCGGCCCCAACGCGGAGAUUCGGCAUCUACACGAGCAACAUGGCGGAGUCGACCAACGGGGCCGUAAAAUCCAUCCGCCUUCUUCCACCAGCGUAUCUGUUAGCUUCAAUGUGGGACUACAACGUCAAAAAGUUUCACGAGCUGCGUGAGGAGGCUAGAGCCCGGGACGACUACUUAACGGAGUGGGGGAGAAAACGAUAUGAGGCGAAGUGCGAGCGGGCAAAGAACUACGAGGUGAAAAUCUCCCACAUCGAGUUCCUUGCGGAGGUGAUAAACAACGGCAACGCGGAGGACACCACCCCCCGAAGCUACAACGUCGACCUACGUGACGAGGGUAGCUGUGAGUGCGGCAAUUGGAAAGAGUACGCUUUUCCAUGCGCACAUGCUAUGGCGUUUUUCCCCAUGGCGAACAAAAACGGGUGGGAGUAUGUCAGCGACUACUACACCACAGUCAACCUCCGCGUAACAUACUCCCACGCCAUUCCCGGUACCUGCAUCGACACCCUGAUGGCACAGACAACACCUGUGCCUCAGGGCGUGUGUGACGCACCUACAUUCACUCGUAUGGGUCCUGGCCGUCCCCCGUCCAACAGGCGCAGGGAUGCUCCGCCGGCGAACUAUCGCUGCCGCACCUGCUUGGGGCGUAACCACAACUCAGCGACAUGCACCCAGAAGUAUGGAUCCGACAGGGCUGCGGGAGGUGUGUACCACACGGUAGGUUGA